AGCAGCAGCAGUCCAGACCAGCAGUCGUCGUCGGCGGCUUGGCAAGACAAGCGGGAGGCUCGCGUGCGGAGUGAUGCCCAGAGCGCGGUGGUGCUGCCAGCAGGACACGGAACACGACCGCGACGACGAGCCCGAGUCGAAUCCGUCCAGGUCGCGGCAGGACAGUCGUUGUUGUGUGUUUGCGCGAUACAGUAAGGACUGCCGCACGCGAUAACGCGAUAGAGCAAGAUCUGCCGAGGGGGCCGCAGAGAAAAAAUGGGGCGUACGCGAGUAGGCGGCUCGGCAGUGCGCAUCGAUCGGCAAAUAACCUCGUCGCGGCGGCAGUGACGACGCCGAGGAGCAGCAGCAGCGCGGCAGCAGGUUAGGUGCGCGCAGCGACGACACGCGAUAUGUCGACGGAGGUGGAGUGAUCAAGUGUGGACGAGCACGACGACGAGGACGACGAAUCGAGAACGAGGCCGUGGUGUAAACAUGGGAGAGGGAGGACUCGAGUGGCUACCGCCGCUGCUGCUGCUGCUCUCGAUGCAGCUCGGGGCGAGUAGCGGCUUCCUCCUCGACGGCUCGGCCUCGAGUUACGCGCACUUCCCCAAGUGGAACGCCGGCCUCAACGGCAGCCUCGAGCUCGAGUUCAAGACGGAGCAGGGCACGGGCCUGCUGCUCUACACCGACGACGGCGGCACUUACGACUUCUUCGAGGUCAAGCUCGUCGAGAGCGCGCUCCGGCUGCGCUACAACCUGGGCGGCGGGACCCAGCUACUCACCGUCGGCCGGGACCUCGGCGACGGCCACUGGCACAAAGUCCACAUAGCCCGCAACAACGAGAACACGACCCUCACUGUCGACGGCGUCGCCGCGACCUCCACGUCGCGGGGCAAGGAGUUCGAGUUCGGCAAGCUGCCCGGCAACUCGGACGUCUACGUCGGCGGGAUGCCAAGCUGGUACAACAGCAAGCUCACGCUGCUGGCCCUGCCGAGCGUCAUCUUCGAGCCGCGCUUCAACGGCCUCAUCAGGAACCUCGUCUACGCCGACGGGGACAACGUGCUGCCGAGGCGGCAGGAGCUCAGGAAUCGCGAGCUCAAGUGCGGAGGACUGCCCUGUUCAGACAACGCCAUCACGCGGAAAACAGCGAGGAGCUUGCGGAAUACGACGCCGAACGCAACGGACGCCUGCGAGACACGCGACCCUUGUCAGCACGGGGGCAUUUGCAUCUCCACCGACAGCGGUCCCUUCUGCGAGUGCCGGACCGGCGACUACGAGGGAAUCUACUGCGAGAAAGAAGCAUGGAGCACGGUUCUGCCGACGGUGAGCGCCGACUAUUACUGGUCGAGGGAGUACAAUAAAGCGCCCUCGGAGGCGUCGUUUCGAGGGACCGAGUACCUGACGAUAGAGCUCAGCAAGACUGGACCGGUGCACAGCAACCAGGAGGGCAUCUUUCUUCAGUUCAAGACCAAACAGGCCAACGGACUGUUGUUCUACUCGGGCCACGGACAGGACUAUAUGACCAUAUCGCUGAGGGACGGCGGAGCGGCUAUUGGAAUGACGCUGGCCAAUAGCAGGCUCGACCUGCACAUCAAACCUACGAGGGUCCGCUUCGACGACAAUCAAUGGCACAAGAUUAUCGUUCAUCGGAAGGUCCAGGAGAUUUCAACGGUAACGAGCUUCUGCAGGCUGUCGGCGACGGUCGACGGACUCUACACCGAGAACGGACACACGGCUGGAUCGUUCACCAAACUGGCCAGCGAGAGGCUCUUGGUUGGCGGCGGUGCCGACGCCCGCGCACUACUCGGCUCCAAAGGCAUCAACAACUUCGUCGGCUGCUUGCGCAAGGUGGAGUUUCAGGCGGAGGGCGUGCGCAUGGAGUUGAUCGAAGCAACGAGAAGCGGCGCCGCAGGCACAGCCGCCUGGGGCAAAAUGGAGUUCCAGUGUCCGGAGCCCCGGGUGAACGACCCGGUCACCUUCACCACCAGAGACUCGCACCUCGCGGCAUCGGCGACAGUGAACUCUCGGCGACUUCACGGCACCGUGGUCACCUUUACCAGCCCAGAGUCCCACCUGGUCCUGCCGCCCUGGAAGGCUGCCAAGUCCGGGAGUAUAUCUUUUAAAAUUCGUACGAACGAGCCCAACGGCUUGGUCAUGUAUAGUAGAAGCGGAGCGCUCACUCGGACGGACCUGUUCGCGUUCGAGAUCCUCGGAGGCUACCUGUACCUGCACAUGGACCUGGGCGAGGGUCCGCUGAAGGUUCGAGCCUCGGACGAGCGCGUCGACGACGGCACCUGGCACGACGUCGCCCUUCGACGCGUCGAGCGCGAGGGUCGCGUCGUCGUCGACGGCUCGACCUUUGAAUUCCGGCCACCGGGUAAGGAUGAUAACUGCGACUCGACGCAACUGGACCUCGACGGCCUGCUGUACAUCGGCGGUGUCGGCGCCCCGUUCGCACCCCUGACCAUGCCACCAGUGCUCUGGACCGGCAGCUUGCGCCAAGGAUACGUCGGCUGCAUGCGCGACCUCGUCAUCAACGGCCAGCCCGUCGACAUCGCUGGCUACGCUCAACAGCAGGAUUCUGGAGCUGUGCGUCCCGCCUGUCACGUUCAGGGCGCCCACUGCAGUUCCCAGCCGUGCAUGCACAACGGCCAAUGCGUCGAGGGAUGGAACAGAUUCCACUGCGAUUGCUCAGGCACGGCUUUUACGGGCGCCACUUGCGGCAAGGACGCCUCGACGCUCUAUCUGAACGGCUCGCAGCAGAUGACGGCGCUGAUGCCGGAAGACUCGAAGACACAGGCGGAGGAGCUAGUCAUCAGGUUCAAGACGACGAAGCCACGAGGAUUGUUAUUGGCCACUAGUCUGGAGAAUAGCGUCGAUCGACUGCAAAUUUCCCUUGAAGACGGCAGCGCCAAAGCCCUCGUACAUAUCGACCAUCAGGAGAAGGUCAUCCUCACCGGGCAAGGACUCAACGACGACAUGUGGCACACCUUGAGGUUCUCGCGUCGAGCCAAUUCCAUCAAGUUCCAAGUCGACGAUGAGGCUCCGAUUGAAGCCGAGGCGAUACUGGGCGAGAAGAACACCCUGGAGUUCCGGACCUUCCACGUCGGCGGCUACCUGCACUCCGGCGAGGAAAUCCCACACUUCGUCGGCCAGCUGCAGCAGAUCUGGUUCAACGGGUAUCCCUAUCUCGAGAUAGCCAGGAGCGCCGGGACGCAUCAGACUUCUCAUCAGGGCUACACGCCGAUCAUCAGGGUCACCGGCAAGUUCGGCAAGCGCAACCACCCGGUCCAUCAUCCGGUCACCUUCACCUCCAAGCAUACCAAAGUCGGCCUACCCGUUCUCAAGGCCUACGUCGAGACCAACAUUUACUUUCAGUUCAAGACGAGGGAGGCGAAUGGACUGAUCCUGUACAACGCCGGUCGCGAGCGUGACUUCAUAGCCGUGGAACUCGUAAAUGGCCACAUUCACUACCUCUUCGACUUGGGCGAUGGACCGGUGCGACUACGAGAUAGCACGAAAUCGCGACUUAACGAUGGAAAGUGGCAUUCAGUCAGUAUCGCGAGACCAGCACCCAAGAGGCACACUCUGGCCGUCGACGAUCACGUGGCUGUUGCCAAUAGUCCGGGAAACAACGAAAAUCUUGACUUGGACGGACUCCUUUAUAUCGGCGGCGUGGAAAAGGAACAAUACUCUCUACUGCCAAAGCCCAUUAUGAGCCGACAUGGUUUCGAGGGAUGCUUAGCGUCCUUGGAUCUCAGCGGAGAAAGUCCUGAUCUCAUUUCCGAUGCGGUCGUACCGAGUUCCUUAGUAGAGUCUGGAUGCGAUGCUUAUGCUAACCUACAUCCGGGCAAAAAGUGCACUCACGACAUGUGCGCGAAUCACGGGACUUGCGUUCAGCAAUGGAACAGUUAUACUUGCGACUGUGAUAUGACUAGCUUUUCCGGGCCAACGUGUUCUGACGAGGCGGUAUCAUACGAGUUCCGAGCCGAGCGAGGACUGAUAACCUACACAUUCCCACCUGACAGAAGGCCGGAAAUGAAAAGAGAUACUUUGGCAGUGGGAUUUAUUACAACUGUGAGCGAUGCUGUGUUACUACGGAUAGAAUCCGCUUCGAGCAAUGAUUACCUUGAAAUCGAAAUUGUGGAAGGAAACGUAUUAGCUGUAUAUAACAUGGGAACUAGCGAUCAUCCGAUUGGCGAAAUCGGCGUAAAGGUGAACGACAACCAAUAUCACGUUAUUAGAUUCACAAGAAGUGGAGCUAACAGCACUCUACAAGUCGACGACUACAAUCUGCAAUCCAACCAUCCACAAGGUAACCAACACGGGGUCUUCAACAGCCAAUCGUCGAUCCAAGUGGGCGGCCGAUGGAACCGGGGCAAGAGCAGAGUCGACAAGCCCUUCAUGGGCAUAAUGUCGGGCCUGGUGGUAAACGGAGUGCGAAUCUUCGAAUUGGCAGCGUCGAAAGAUAACCGAGUGACGGUGAAAGGCGACGUGCACGUGAUGCCGAUAGGAAGUCUCGCCGAUCGUGCCGCGCCGCUUCAGAGAAUGCAGCAGACUCCGGCUUCUGGGUCGCCUGGCGUCGCCGACGACCUGAUCUUCUCCGGUGCCGGAAGCGGCUGCGCCGGCGACGACGAGGACGAGAAGUGUACGCCUAUUUAUGAUAAUGGUUCCGGUAAGUAUGACCUCAUCACGCCGGUGUACGUUGCGCCCACGAAGUCGCCCACGGUGACGAGCAAGCCGAAGAGCAGUCACAGCUCGAAUCUCCAGGAGAAGAACAUCCCCUGCGACGACGAGGAGGAAUGCAACGAGGAGGGCUCCGGCGAUCCAGGCACGACCGAAGAGAUUUUCGUUACCUCGGCCACGGAUUCGAGCUCCUCGCUGAGCUACACGACCCAACGCCAGCUAUCGUCGACCAGCCAACAGACGAGCAGCAGCACACAGUCGAGCAGCACGACGAUAGCUACCACAUCGUCGACGGACCUGCAGACCACUGCUUCCACGCAGAUCAACGUUUCCAGCAGUUCCAUCGAGAGUACUCAUUCCAGUAUAUUGAUCAAAGAGGCGUCGACUAGCAGUACUACCCAGUACACGACCACUUCCAGCACCGAAAUGUCGGAGAUGCCAACGACGACGAGGAUAAUCUACACGGUGAUGAAUAUCCCACCGAAGAACACGAACAACAAUAACAACAAGCGCAUAACAUCGGAGACAGCUGAGAACGCCGCGUUGAUCAUCGGCAUCAUUGCCGGCGCUCUGAUAGCCAUAGUCCUGAUAAUCCUCAUAAUUCUCAAGUUCAAGAGUCGACCCGAGGCGAAUUACAAGAUCGACGAGGGCAAGAGCUUCUGUCAGGAUCCAAACGCCGCUCUGCUGGGAGGCGCACCGGGCACUGGACAGCCCUACAAUGGUGCGCUCAAGAACGGCCAGGGCGGAAGUAAAAACGGUAAGAAACGCGAAAUCAAGGACAUUAAGGAAUGGUACGUGUAAAAUACCGGGUUGGAAUGAAGCGAGCCAAGACUGACUGUGUUACAUAUUA
Nasonia vitripennis (jewel wasp) is the source of this 5515-nucleotide messenger RNA. RefSeq names its product neurexin-1 (gene Nrx-1). Bases 472 to 5466 code for a protein of 1664 amino acids. Gene Ontology annotation, molecular function: calcium ion binding. NCBI's taxonomy places the organism in Eukaryota, Metazoa, Arthropoda, Insecta, Hymenoptera, Pteromalidae. The transcript is spliced from 26 exons. The record is from RefSeq and is a predicted model, not a curated record.